GACCCGAGUAUUCAACCCAUACGCAACCCUAUAAUAACUUCUUGUUUGUGGAGCUCUGUUGCUAUUCAUUCUCUUUUCCGACGUCGCUCUUUCUGUUGCAGUACGAAAAUGCCUCGAAGGCCAAGAAGGCAUUGCCAACGACUCAAAUCUUUGCCUAUUACAUUCUCCCCUUUUGCUCGUGCUCUUGCUCGUAUGGCCUCUUUUUCUAUGAACAAGCUUCCAAUACCAGACUCCGAAUUUAUUCAAAAACCCACCCCUAGCUCUCCUAGUAAUGGAUUUAUGAAGCGCGCGUUGGAAGAGCAACCAGAAAGGCCCGAGUCAUCUGAUGAGGAGUUUAAUGGAGUUGUCCAGGCAGAUUUUUCCUUUUUUGAUCCUAAACCUGAUGAUUUUCAUGGAGUGAAGACCUUGUUGCAAACUUACCUCGAUGAUCAAGAAUGGGAUUUGACUGGCUUUGUAGACUUGAUUUUGGGACAGACCACCGUGGGGACUGUUGUCAAGAUAGAGGAUGACGAGGAUGAAGGACUUUUUGCUGUUGUUACUGCUCUUAAUUUAUGGAGAUAUAGGGAGCAAAGAUGUAUUAUGACACUCAAGGACUUUUUCCUCCUUAAAGCGUGCCAAGAGAAGGGUGUUGCUGAUCAAUUAAAAUUACUUUUGGGGGAACAAGCCCAUAAUGUAGGUCUCCUGGUAUCACAGCGCGUGGUGAACCUCCCUCCCCAGCUUUUGCCACAUCUUUAUGAUGCCCUUUUUGAUGAAGUGUCAUGGGCCACAGAAGAUGAGCCAACAGAGGACCUCCAGAAUUCCUUCCAGUUUAAGCAUUAUAUAAUACUUAGCAAAAUUUACAAGCACAAGAAUGUACAACAGAAAAGAAAACUCGGCAAUGAAAGUGAUGUGGCGAUAAUGUAUAUAAAACCUGAGGAUGAAAUUUUUCACAAGUUAAGCUCUUGGUCCUUCUGUUUUCCGUUGCAAACUCAGAAGCUUACAUCUCAUGAGCUGAGGAAUUACAGGUCAAUGGGAUUAGUCAUGGCUGUUGAGGCAGACAAAAUUCCAACAUUUCGUGAAGAAUUAGUUUCUUUAAUAAAUGAAACCUGAAGGCAACGAGAAGCUUCCUGAAUUGUUUAUUAUAUAAUAGAAUCUUAAUACUUUUCUGAAGCUUCCCAUGUAUGAUUCAUGUUAUUUGAGUUGUCAAAUUUUGUUUUUGUUUCUUUUUUUAAAAAAAAAAUUGUAUGUAUGAUUCAUGUUGUUUAUGUAUUGAAGACAUCACUCUUUGUAUGCUUAGUGAAAUUGCA
Gastrolobium bilobum is the source of this 1286-nucleotide messenger RNA. RefSeq names its product protein BCCIP homolog. The record is from RefSeq and is a predicted model, not a curated record. Lineage: Eukaryota; Viridiplantae; Streptophyta; Magnoliopsida; Fabales; Fabaceae. The transcript is spliced from 9 exons. Bases 109 to 1089 code for a protein of 326 amino acids. Gene Ontology annotation, cellular component: nucleus.